GCCGCGCAGGCCAAGCUUCUCUCGCGAGCUCGCUCGCUCUCAGCCGCCCUCCCGUCCGCACGUGACUCUCACCGCAGUUUGCCUAUUCACGCAGCCGAGAGCCGCAGGUCGUGGACUUUUGCCUCCUGCCCAACCAGCUCCAAUGGAUGCUCGCUUCAGAGGAGGCUAGAAAAAUGUGAGGGCCGGCCGGAAAAUGCGCGCGCUGGCCUGGCCGGCGGCGCGGCGGCCGCCAUCCUCGGGCCCCUCGCACAGUCUCUCGAGGACCCCGAUGGUGGAGGACGGCGUGUGCACCACCGAGGACGAGCUCAACUCUUCAGGCUCAGAGCUGGACGAGGCUGAGCAGCGCAGGGAGCUGCUCACAGACAAAUGGCGGCAGCUCUUCGACAAGUAUGACCCAGAGGGAUUUGGAGAAAUCCCGUGGGAUGAUUUCGUCGUCGCCCUCCACUCUCCGGAUUUUGUUUCGCAAGUGGAGCCGAACAAACGAGAAAUCCUGGCUGAAAAGGCGCAGCAGAGACUCACCUCCGCAAUCACCUUUCAGGACUUUGUCAAUGUGAUGACUGGAAAGAGGACUCGCAGCUUCAAAUGUGCGGUGCAUCAUCGUGACCGGGAGGUCAGCAGUGAAAACGACUUCCACCUUCUAAUCCAGGAGCCGCCGGUCUUCAGAAAAAUGGUGCGGAUCAUAGCGGACGAGUUCCUGACUGAGGAACGGGACAGAAAGUACUACGCAGACCACUACACAUGCUGUCCACCGCCACUUUUUGUCAUCUUCGUUACUCUUCUCGAGCUGUCCUUCUUCACGUACUACACGGUAGUGAUGGGCGAGGUGAACCCUUCAGGGCCGGUGCCAAUCGACAGCAUCUUCAUCUACAGGCCGGAUAAAAGGGCCGAGGUGUGGCGCUUCCUCUUUUACAUGGUUUUGCAUGCAGGGUGGUUGCAUUUGUUAUUCAAUCUGCUAGUCCAGGUCCUGGUGGGCCUGCCGCUUGAGAUGGUCCACGGAUCGCUCAGAAUUGGCGUUGUCUACAUGGCAGGCGUUUUAGCAGGUUCCUUGGGUACUUCGGUGUUCGACACAGAUGUCUAUUUGGUCGGCGCCUCAGGAGGAGUGUACGCCCUAUUGGCGGCUCACCUUGCAAACGUCCUGUUGAACUACAACAACAUGGAGUUUGGAAUUGUCAGACUGAUUGGAAUCUUUAUUGUUGCGAGUGCGGAUGUGGGCUUCGCGAUCUACGACCGGUACGCGUCGGAGCAGCUGGGGCCGCCGGUGUCGUACGUGGCGCACCUGACGGGGGCGCUGGCGGGCCUGACGAUCGGGCUGCUGGUGCUGAAGAACUUCGAGCAGAAGCUGCACGAGCAGCUCAUGUGGUGGGUGGCGCUGGGCGUGUACGCCGCCUGCACCAUCUUCGCCAUUCUGUUCAACGUGUCCAACCCGGAGCCCUGAUGGCGCGAGGGGCCGCCGGGCCUGCUGCUGCUGCCCCCCUGAUGGUGGCAGCACUGCGCUCUGGCCGACGCCGGGCCGCCGCCGCCCCUCGUGCACCAGGAGCCCUGAUCGUGAGACUUUAUUGCCAGCUAGUGAACCAAAGAACCUGCCUGCCCGCCACCUGCAACACGGACCCUCUGCCGCAGGGCGAAAGCGUGCGCGAGUGUGUACGUUCAUUUAUUAAUUAAUAUAUAUAUCGCGAGUGCGUCCAGUCCGUGAAACGAGAAUUGUGAUUUAUUUUAGGACCCUUUUAUUACGUGUCUAAUCGUAGACGAGGGACUCUCUCUGAUUGCCUGCAGACGCAAUGCAAAUGACCACUGAUUGCUGGGGUUUAUUUUCAAUUCUGUAUUGCCAUGUGGUAGUGUUUGAAGAUGCCGAUAGGUGGCGCCUUUGUAUUUUUUUCAAUUCACCAGUUGCAUAAACCCUAAGUGUUCGAAGCAGCCAACAGAUGGCGCCACCGUAGACUUUCGAUUUUAAGGCACUUCCGCUGCGAUUUCAGACUCAAUCUAGCUACCGUGCAUUCUUCAAUUAAUUUGAUAUUUUUUGACGUGCUGAAAACCAAAAUCGGUUCAGCCAAUCGCCGUAGAAUCGUGAAAAACUAUUUUUUGAAAUACAAAAAUAUUUUCCAACGUUUCUACGGCGAAUGGCUGAACCGAUUUUGGUUUUCAGCACGUCAAAAAAGCAAAUUAAUUAAAAAAAGCAAAACAGCUAGAUUGAGACUGAAAUCGCAGCGAAAAUGCCUUAAAAUUGCUUAAAACAAAAUUUUUAAGAAAGUCUGUGGUUGCGCCAUCUGUUGGCGGCUUCAAUAACUAAGGGUUUAUGCAACUGGUCAAUUUGGGCUUAAUCCACAGAUUUGUGAGAAUGUGGAAUUUUUUGUUUGAAAAUUUCAAUGCAAAGUAGAGCCCAAUCAAUUAAUUUUUAUUUUAUUUUAUAUUCCUGGGGAACGUCCUUUUAGUUAGGAAUUGCUAACUGUUAAUUUUCAUGCAGUUCCAGUGUGAUUUUAGAUUAAAUCUUGUUACCAUGCACUCCUAUGGUGUAUAGAGGUUUAAUUUGACGCGAGGAAAACCAAAAUGAUUUCAGCAAAUUGGGAAAGAAAUUUAAAAAUAAUUUCAAAUAUUAAAAUUUGCAGUGGUUUUCACCGUUACAAUAUUUUUACACCAAGAAUCAUCUUAGUUGUAGGAUUGAGUCUGAAAUCUCAUUAAAAUUACGCCCAAAAACUGUAAAUCCAUCAGUUAGCGGCUCCAAACUUCCCCAAAUUAACGAAUUAAAAUUAAAUUAAUAAGAAAUUUAACCCUGGUGCCACCUGUCGGCUUAUAAAGACACCUACCAUUGGCAAACAAACCGUGAAUUUCCUGUAUCUGUCUUAUUCGGUACGCAAUACACUCUGAGAGUCGGUGCUAAACUGCCAUGAUUGUUGACAUUUUCUCCGCAGAGGUGCUAAAAUAUUACAGCAAAAGCCAGCAGCAAUAUUGCUAAUCGUAAACACACACCCACUAUCACUCACUCUCUCGUAUUCAAUAUUACUAUUGUAAAGCAAAAAUAAUCACAAUAAACUGAAGCGUCCAUUAACUGCCUGUAGGAUUACAUUGUGACCACAGUUUCAAUUGCAAGAAAAUUAAAAAGCAGCUUCGUCCUACCUCAAAGAGAUAUUUAAAUGUAAUAUGAAUACUCGUCAAAAUUGUUGACUUUGCGCAUGAAAGUGUUGUUUGCAUCGUUCAAACAGGAAGAUCAUUAUGCUAUUAAUUUUUGCUACUUGCUAGUCUCUGAAAAGUAGAGAGCGCGAUCAUCAUAUAGCUAUAUAUUCCUUACCGCUGUUGCUCGACAGAUUUCGGUGUUAAUAACUCAUCUACAGAGAGCAUUCAAAUGAUGACUAUAUUCUGUCCAGUAAUUGCAAGGUUGAAAUUAAAUUCCUAUAAAAACAAA
Messenger RNA from Cloeon dipterum, 3397 nucleotides. RefSeq names its product stem cell tumor (gene stet). Gene Ontology annotation, cellular component: membrane. Lineage: Eukaryota; Metazoa; Arthropoda; Insecta; Ephemeroptera; Baetidae. The coding region runs from base 194 to 1435 and encodes 413 amino acids. The record is from RefSeq and is a predicted model, not a curated record. Gene Ontology annotation, molecular function: serine-type endopeptidase activity. The transcript is spliced from 11 exons.